Messenger RNA from Kickxella alabastrina, 1664 nucleotides. RefSeq names its product ADC synthase. The record is from RefSeq and is a predicted model, not a curated record. NCBI's taxonomy places the organism in Eukaryota, Fungi, Kickxellomycota, Kickxellomycetes, Kickxellales, Kickxellaceae. Gene Ontology annotation, biological process: L-tryptophan biosynthetic process. The transcript has 3 exons. Gene Ontology annotation, molecular function: anthranilate synthase activity. The coding region runs from base 82 to 1593 and encodes 503 amino acids.
AUCGAACACUUUAUUAUUAUUUUUACUUGCUAUUUGUAAUACUGUUUUUUCUUUCUUCUUUUUAUAUCCUGACUUUUUGAAAUGCACUGUCUGUACCAGACCAAACCUGCGCUUAACGAGGUGCGUGAUCUGCUGGAGAAAACCGGCGGAAACUACAUUCCCGUAUACCAAGAUGUUCCGUCUGAUCUGCUCACCCCAGUGACAGCAUACUUGAAACUAGCACAUGGAAGCAAAACCUCGUUCUUGCUCGAGUCUGCCAUAGGUGGCGAGACUAUCGGCCGCUACUCAUUUAUCGGUGCCAAUCCGUACAAAGUGAUGAAGACAGGCGCAAAGGAGGAGACCAAGGGUGAUCCGCUGAUUUCGCUGGAGGCAGAGCUCAAUAGCAUGCGCUAUGUGCAAGUCCCAGGCCUGCCGCGGGGAUCAGCUACAGGCGGCGCAUUCGGGUACAUCUCAUACGACUGCGUGCAGCACUUUGAGCCGCGCACGGCCUGCGACCUGACAGAUCCCAUUGGUGUGCCCGAGUCGAUUUUUCUGCUUUGCGACACUGUGGUGGCCUUUGACCACCUGUACAAGCAGAUCAAGGUCAUCACGCAUAUUCGUGUGCCUGAUGGAGCUUCAGCGGCCACCCAGGCCGAGCUCUACGAUAAAGCCACGGCGACCAUUAUGGCGACCACCGAUGUGCUGUUUGCCGAUGCUAUUCCAUUCCCCGAGCAGCCGCCAAUCGUGCUGGGAAACCAGUUCGAGUCCAACACGGGCGAGGAGGGGUACAAGAACAUGGUGCUUGAGCUGCAGAAGCACAUCGUCAAGGGUGAUAUCAUCCAGGCCGUGCCGGCACAGCGGAUUACGCGCCCGACAUCUCUGCACCCGUUCAACGCGUACCGGUACCUGCGCACGCUCAACCCGGCACCCUACAUGUUCUACUUUGAUUUUGACGGGUUCCAGGUUGUUGGCGCGUCGCCCGAGAUGCUUGUGCGGGUCAACGGCACUCAGGUGUACAACCACCCGAUUGCUGGCACCCGCAAGCGCGGAAAGACACCCGAGGAGGAUGACCAGCUGGCCGCCGAGCUUCUGGCUGACGAGAAGGAGCGCGCCGAGCACGUCAUGUUGGUGGACCUGGGCCGCAAUGAUCUGAACCGCGUGUGCGAACCCGACAGUGUCAAGGCCGACAAACUGAUGGUUGUCGAGCGCUUCUCGCACGUCAUGCAUAUUGUCAGCAACCUUUCGGGUGAGCUGCGGCCUGGCAAGACGGGCUUUGAUGCCCUGCGCUCCAUCCUUCCUGCUGGAACCCUAUCGGGCGCUCCCAAGGUGCGCGCUGUGCAGUUGAUCUAUGGCGUGGAGAAGGAGCGUCGUGGUAUUUAUGGUGGCGCAUUGGGCCACUUUAGCUACUCAGGCGAUCUGGACACUUGCAUCGGUAUCCGCACCAUGGUGUUCAAGGACGGCAACGCGUAUCUCCAGGCUGGAGCUGGCGUGGUCCAUGACUCGGUCCCUGUGAGCGAAUGGCAUGAGACAAUGAGCAAGGCCAUGUCCAACUUGAUGACCAUCGAGCAGGCCGAAAAGUACCACCACGCCCUGCAGCAGCAGCAGAACAAAUAGGGUGGAAACAACUAGAUCGUUAUUUCUAAAUAUUAAUUAAUAUCAAAUGAUUGUUUGACAUGUCCCCAAUA